Messenger RNA from Durotheca rogersii, 1632 nucleotides. RefSeq names its product ricin B lectin domain-containing protein. The transcript is spliced from 4 exons. The coding region runs from base 537 to 1031 and encodes 164 amino acids. Lineage: Eukaryota; Fungi; Ascomycota; Sordariomycetes; Xylariales; Xylariaceae. The record is from RefSeq and is a predicted model, not a curated record.
CAAAUGGGUAGAGGAAUUAUGGAGCGACCCUUGCAACGGGGCCACACAUCCAGGACGUUCAUUUAAGCUACCGCGCGGUUGACGAUCAUCGCAUUGCCGGGCAAUAAGCGAUGACGAAUUCACCCGCUGCAGGCUGAUCACAACCAACUUUUAGCCAAGAGCGGCGGGCGUAUUAGGGGAGAAAGACGUCGGUUUGAGGAAGCAAUAAAGCCACCGACAUGGCCUACACGUGCGGUUCGAGAGAACUGCCGAUUCCACCAACCCCGUCGGUCUAUUGAGGCAAUACUGAGUAGCCAGGUCGAGCUAUGGGAGCAUCAUCUCCGUGCCACCACGGACCAACAUCGUGGAAAUAGAGGGUUGGUCGAUCUAUACGACCCCUCCGUUUGGGUGGCCUUUUAAUUACGGUACUCUUGACAGCGCACUUAGGCCCCCCGAACACAUACAAAAGCUAGCUGGCCCAGCGUCGCCAAGGUGUCCGCCCGAGCCCGGACGAUUACCUCAAGCCCGAUCCAUCGACUUCAUAGAACAGUUCUAAGAUGUUGGCAGCCACCCUCGUCGCGCUCGCGCUCGCCGCAACUGGCUUCGCCCAGAUCGAGAAGCCCGCCGGAUACAGCCAGGUAGUCAUCACGUCAUCCUGGAACGAGAAAUUCGUGCUCCAGCCCGCCGCGCCGGUGAAGACCGGCAGCAACAUUGUCCUCAUGAGCCGCAAGGACACCGUCGACCAGCAGUGGUACCUCCAGAGCGGCAGCACCAAGAUCCAGCUGGCGAACACGACGCUGUGCCUCGACGCCGGCGCGAACCGCGCCAACGGCAGCCCCCUGACGGUGACUACCUGCGCCGAUAACCAGGCGUCGCAGAAGUGGGUCUACAACGCCGACCAGCAGAUCGUCCUCGACCAGACCGGCGCGAAGCUCUGCGCCGACCUCUACAUGGGCGCGGUCCGGGACAACACCCGCAUCGUCAUCUGGCAGUGCAUCGCGGGCGAUAAGAACCACAUCUGGGGUACCGCCAACGUGACCACGGCUGUUUAGAAGACGCAGUGUGGCGGCGAGAGGUGCUGAAACCAGCCGUCGAGGGGAGGUGUGGGGGGGGGGGGACUUGAUGGGAGGAAUGAGAAACAGAUUCCCCAAGUUGCGGGUGAUAUGCAGACUGUAUAGGAGAAGCACCCGUGUAAUCGAUGAACGCGAGUCCAUUCCAAGCCGCAUAAUAUUAACCUCCUCAGAAUACCAUUUCGGCCUCUAGUAAAUCUCGUCUUUGGGGCUGUCAUUCGAUGACGCCGCGGUGGCGACACCCUGUGAUAUACGUGUUAUGUGCUGGUAAUCAUGACGCCGUAGGCUGCCGCCUCGUGCGACUGAUGCCCGCCCUUUCAUAACACUCGUUUCGUCGGUAUUCCUCGCUGACUCCAGCACGACUCUGGAACAAGACAUUGCAAAAAGCGACCUUCCACCAAGCACCAUCCCGGCCUCGCUCUCUAUCUACUACCUACCUACUUACCUACUUGUCUACCUACUUACCUACCUACCUACCUUUCCUGUCCCCCCCGCGCAGUCCGCCAUGUUCAUCCCCUCGGCGCAGACCAUCCUCACCGCCGGCCUAGCCGCGAUGCGCACCGGGACAGGGCGUACGUGCCCU